Messenger RNA from Amyelois transitella, 3085 nucleotides. RefSeq names its product cardioacceleratory peptide receptor (gene NGR-A26). The record is from RefSeq and is a predicted model, not a curated record. Gene Ontology annotation, biological process: G protein-coupled receptor signaling pathway. Lineage: Eukaryota; Metazoa; Arthropoda; Insecta; Lepidoptera; Pyralidae. The transcript is spliced from 12 exons. Gene Ontology annotation, molecular function: vasopressin receptor activity. Gene Ontology annotation, cellular component: membrane. The coding region runs from base 264 to 1601 and encodes 445 amino acids.
CGUAGCCGGGCGCGGCCGCUUCGCACGUUAUAACGCGAGCGUAGUACGGAACGUACAUUCGGAAAGUUUGAAAAAUGUUCGUGAGCGAUGUGACUUGAUUUUAUUCGAUUCUUUUUUCGAAAUUAAUAAUUUGUAAAAGUGAUUUAAUAGAAAAAACAUUAUAGUGAAGUUUUGCAUCAAAGUUCUUUGGGUAGUGAUUCGUUUUUUAUUUUUGUGUUGAAGUCUGAAGAUUUUUCUGCUAAACAAAGUAGAUCUUGUUUCUCAUGACAUAUGGAGCGAUAAAAUUAACAACCAUGGAGCCAGAUCUGAUCGAGGAGAUGGAAGGUCAGACCACGCCUCGUUCUUUCAUGACCACGUCAUUCAUCGUCGAUGACUCACCGGAGAAGUUCUUGAGGAACUUCACCAACACCACCGCCAAGACUGACUUGAAUAUUUAUUAUUUUUAUGAUACCAUACAAUUCACAGUGAUGUGGAUUCUUUUCGUGGCCAUAGUGGUACUAAAUUCCUCGGUCAUAGCAGCUUUACUGUGCACCAACGCCAGGAAGAGCCGGAUGAACUUCUUCAUCAUGCAGCUGGCUAUAGCUGAUCUAUUUGUGGGUCUAAUUUACGUGUUCGUGGAUAUUCUGCAGAAGAUCACAAUAGCUUGGCUGGCCGGAGAGUUUAUGUGCAAAAUGGUUAAGUUUUUACAGGCAGUGGUGAUGUACGCCUCUACGUAUGUCCUGGUAGCUCUCAGCAUAGACAGAUGUGAUGCAAUCACGAAUCCUAUGAACUUCUCGGGAAGCUGGAAUCGUGCGCGUGGGCUGAUAGUGUCAGCGUGGAUCAUCAGCAUAGUGUUCUCCAUUCCACUACUCAUCCUAUAUGAAGUCAAAGAAGUUCAAGGUCAACUCCAAUGCUGGAUAGAGCUAGGAACGCCGCAGAGGUGGCAGAUUUGGAUGACUUUAGUUUCCACUAUGAUCUUCGUACUGCCGGCUCUGACCAUAGCCGCUUGCUACGCGGUCAUCGUUCUGACGAUAUGGACUAAAAGCAAGGCUGUUGUAAUGAGUCCACCGAUAAACUCUAGAAGGACGAAGACCAUGAGAAAUGGACAAGUGGAGAGUGAUCUGGAUUCGAGACGAGCGAGCUCCCGAGGGCUGAUACCGAGGGCGAAAAUUAAAAGUGUUAAAAUGACCUUCGUGAUUGUUUUCGUAUUCGUCCUAUGCUGGUCACCGUAUAUCGUCUUCGACCUUCUCCAAGUCUACAACCACAUACCUCACACACAGAGCAACUUCGCCAUAGCCACUCUCAUACAAAGUUUGGCUCCGUUAAACUCUGCCGCCAACCCGCUCAUCUGCUGCAUGUUUUCCCCUCACAUCUACACAAGUUUGAGGAGAGUACCACCAUACAGGUGGCUAUGGUGGGGAAGAGGUCGCAAGAGGCAUGGUCGGGGAACUCUUAGGUCAAGGUCUGACUCCACCGCGAACUCAGACCUCCUCAGUUCCACACAUGCAAGGAGAUCUCAUUCUGUUGCUACGAUACUAAACAGGACACGCAGCGGCAGCGUGUCCCGGCUCCCCGCGGACGCGAGGCGCACCCAGCUCGUGCUGGUGUCGGUGCGCGAGUGACGGCGCGCGCCGCGGGCCUGCGCGCGCGACGUCAUGCUCUAGCGGCGGGCGGCGUGCGCGCAGCACGUCCGCUGUUACCGCAGCUCCACGGAGAGGAACCUAGUGUGCUUCGCUUGACUGUAAAUAUUUAAACUGCAGUGUCUGGAAAGAGGAUUAAGGUUCUUCGCCCGACUUGACUGUUAAUGCCAAAAUAUUAGUCAAUGUAUUUGUUAAUGUAGCAUUUCGGUUAGUAUGUGUAAGUAAAGAUUUAUGUAAUUUGUACAGGUGAAUUUGUAUUCUUUCGUCCGCUUUUACAGCUCCACGGGAGAGAAACCAAGUCGCUUGAUUUGUUGUUGACUGUACCAAACUAGAGUGUCUCUACGGAGAGAAAUCAUGAUCUUCGCUGGACUUGACCGCUAGACUUGACUGUAAUUGAUAACAUAUUACUGAUUGUUUAUUAUUGUACAGUUUUUAUUAGAACAUAAAUAGGUAUAAAUCGUAUGAAUGAAGCCCAAAUAACGUUAAGAUGCGAAUUUCAUUUAAAGAACUAAAAGAACCAUGAACUUGUAUCAGUACAAACUUAAAGAGAAAUUCUAAAGCGAAUCGGAGCAUUUGUUCGUUCUUAUAGUAAUUACUUUAGUAAACUUGUGGAUAUGAUAAUUACAGGUGGAUAUGACAAUUUUAAAGAUGGCGAUGAAUUAAAAAUCAGUUAAAAAACAUCUUUAACGCAAGCAAUUUAGGCUCCAUCGAACGAACAAAGUAAAAAAAAAUAACAUUUAUCAAGUAAAAGUCUUGCUAAACUAGAAUUUUAUUCGUCGACACCUUUCUCAGAUUUCUUCUUAUAUUUAUUUGAAACUUCCACUUCUUGGUUUUUAUGUUUUAAAAAUUAUCUCGCAAUUUCAUUAUUAAGUCUGCGCAAACGUGCUUAAUAUUAGUACAAAAAUUGUAUUUAUUAUGUAGAUUAUAAAUGUCAUAAAAUCACAUACAAUAUUGACUUAGAGUUUCUACGGGCUUUUAUUACGAGACGGAAACCCGUGUUACUCUAACAAAUUAUAUACAUGUAUAUUAUAUAUAUUGUAAAUAAUUUAUUUAACUGACAAAUUAAAUAUUGACAGAAUAAUAAUUAAGUAUAUAAGAAUAUAUUUAUUUUUUGUUAAUAAGGUGACGAUGUUUUAGAAAAAAGAUGAUGUACCAGAUGUUGAGAUACCUAACUUUUUAUAAUUAUGCCUACUCUUAAACGGGGUAGACUUUGUUCGUAUAAUUAAAAAAUAAAUGGUAAAGUUUAUUGUAAAUACAUAUAUAAUUUCAAAGUAUAUGGUUUAGCUAAAUAACCGAAUACCCAAAUAAAUAAAUCACAACUUUAAUUCAAAUGCAUUUAAUAUGACCAAAGAUUAGAAUUAUAUUCAAUUAAUUUUUACUUGUUCAUUUGUUAGUCUUCUUUUUUUAAAUAUAAGUACAUGUUAUUUUUAAAACACAUUACUGAGAAAACGUCAUACAUUUAAUGA